CUCUUUGUUGCAGAUUUUCGUAGUCGCUCUAAUGCAAAGUCCAAUGUGACACGUGGGCAUCGUUGGGUCUGAAAUAUGCUAGGUAUAGGGAGUCAGGUCUGUGCCAGAAUACAUGAAAACUUGAAUGUGUCCUGUAGGUUUGGAGUAAAAUGCAGAAAGGGAAGCAGUUGCAGUGGCUGCAGAAUGGCAGCGCCGUGCAGUCACACAGGUAUCAGCUCCUAGGAGCACAGCACUGCCACGAGCAGUGAUCCAGUACUGGGACUGUAAGGUGUGCAUUCCAUGUAUUUCUGCUUCUCACCUUUGUGGUGAGGGCGAGAAGAGCAAGGGAAGAAAUCCUGUCUCUAAAAGUUGAUCUGACAGAGUUUUGUUUUAUAAAGGCAUCACUUUAAAACUGUGAAGGCUGGCAGCACUGCACCUCAGAGCAGUGCUGAGAGGAUUAUUUCUUAGGAGCCGCUGGAGAAGAACAUGGGCCAUAAGUGCCCGUGUUUGUGAAAUGCUACCAUGGUCUGCAGGAAUUAAAAAGAGAAAAAGCAAAGAAAAUAAAAUCACUGUAUGAUCUCCUGUAUUUAUUCUCAUCCCCACAUAGGAGCUCCUGCUUCAGUGUUGAGAUGAUCCUCAGUGUUGAAAUGACCACACACAUGUAGGAAGGGAAUGCUGACUAAGAUUAGCAACAGAACUCUGCUGCUGCUGUGAGUUUUGCUCCACUGCUUGGUGGAUCCACUGCAGUUUCUGCAGCUGAGAACAGCUUCCAUCACUGCUUUCUGCAGUUGUUGCACAGCACUGCUGCAGCCCUGCCUUGCUCUGAAUGGUCACAUAAUAGAAAUGAAGGAUAUUAAACACAAGAAAAUUACAUUUAUCACACUGUGUUCUUGGGCUUGAUUUGCCUUUUAUUGUGUUUAUUCAAGAGGAGUUUGGGGCAUUCUAUUAGUUAUCUGUAUAACAGAAUAGAUUUGAAAGGCAGCUCUGGCAGGAGGUGUCACGGCCAGCUUGCAGGUGGGAACCAGGAGAGGAGAUGGAGGGCUUUGCUCAAAGCAUUGGGAUGCACAGCAGGGACAAAUGCCUGAACGUUCUGGGCUGUGAUUGGGUUCUUUGGUUCAGGUGGCAGCAGCAAUAGAAAUGGAUUUGGAGAUGUUAGCUGUGAUAACUUGUCUGUGUUCCCCUUUCCUGCCCAUAGCUCUGUUCAGGCGACUUACCUGGGCUGCAGCUCCCGUCGCAUCAGCCACACUGAGUGGUGCACAGCAGUGGGCACAAGGAAAGAGGAAACCUCCAUGCUAGAACUUUGUCACCUCCGGUUCAUCACACAGCGACAUCUGACGCCUCAAAGCCUGACGCUCUUCCCACUGCCCAGCUCUGCCUGGAUCUGGGAGUCUGGCUCUGGGGACAUCUCAGGCAGUCGCCCUCUGCUCUCUGAGUGUGCGGCGAUGGAUUUCUCAUGGCCCCGUGUGCUGAGUGUUGAGCAGUGCCUGCUCUAGCCUGAGAGCGGACGGGCUGCAGGGAAUCAAGAUGACAACCGAACCUAUCAAAGAGAUCCUGGGCACCCCAAAGCACGCUGACCCCACAUCCACAGAGAAGAGUAACAACAAUGACUGUGUGAUAACCACCAUCCCCCUGGUCAGCGAAUGCCAGCUGACGGCCGCCACGGGGGGGGCAGAGCUCUCCUGUUACCGCUGCACCGUUCCCUUCGGAGUGGUCAUCCUCAUCGCCGGCGUCGUGGUCACUGCUGUGGCGUACAGCUUCAAUUCCCAUGGAUCGAUCAUCUCCGUGUUCGGAUUGGUGCUCUUGUCAUCAGGACUCCUCCUGCUGGCCUCCAGCGCCGUGUGCUGGAAGAUCAGGCAGCAAAACAAGAAAGCAAAGAGGCGCGAGAGCCAGACGGCGCUUGUGGCAAACCAGCGAACCCUGUUUGGCUGAAGGCAGCUGCCAGGCGUGGGCAGCAGCAGAGCCUCACCGCCAGCCCUCCUGUUUGCCAUAGGACAGACUGCAGCUUUUAAUUUAACGUUGGGAAUGAGCUGACACGGAAACGGGAUGGAUUAACAAAGGCUCUUAACAAGUCUGCAAACGCUCUUAUUAUUUUUCUCACCACAGAUGUAAUAGUGAUCCUUUCCAAGACAGAGGAAAAAAACAAUUUUCCUGCACAGAAAACUGUUUUCAUAACUGCAGUCGCCAGAAGUGCAUUCUCCAGUGUGCUGCUCGUGUUGGAAAGGGGACUCUGAGACCCAAGACCAUAAUUUGAACUGACUGGAAACGCCGGAGGUCUCCUCAAAUCCGCACUGUGACAUUUAACCAAGGGAGAACUCGUAGCAUUUGCAGUGGGUUACGGCCAGAUUCUGCAGCUGACACUGAUACUCAACAAAAAGAGCAAAAAAAAAAAAAGCAAUAGCAACCAAGCAAACUGCAGAUUGCUCAAUAAGCUGAUUCGUAUCUUUUAUGUAACUCUUUCCCCCUCCCAAUAUCCGUGGUACUUUCCCCCCUUUUUAAACCAACUAAUAUUAAUUUUGUCCUAUUAUUGAAUACAAAUAGGUAGAAAUGUGUAAUUGUAUUGUCUAACCUAAGUAACGAGGUAUGGUUAUAGCUUAAAACACAAAACUUUUUUUGUAAAUUGAAGUGGUCGGGUUUAGCACUUUUGAUUAUUUUGCUAUAAAAUUAAAUUUCAUUAAAAUAAUAUUCAGUGCUGCUA
Molecule: messenger RNA, 2674 nt
Organism: Lagopus leucura (white-tailed ptarmigan)
Lineage: Eukaryota; Metazoa; Chordata; Aves; Galliformes; Phasianidae
Gene: TMEM100
Product: transmembrane protein 100
Exons: 3
Coding region: 1504-1908 (134 amino acids)
Biological process (GO): cellular response to BMP stimulus
Source: RefSeq, a predicted model, not a curated record